Neodiprion fabricii is the source of this 4682-nucleotide messenger RNA. It is a transcript of the gene DCX-EMAP, whose product is annotated as echinoderm microtubule-associated protein-like CG42247. Gene Ontology annotation, molecular function: microtubule binding. The record is from RefSeq and is a predicted model, not a curated record. Bases 293 to 2818 code for a protein of 841 amino acids. Gene Ontology annotation, biological process: microtubule cytoskeleton organization; intracellular signal transduction. Gene Ontology annotation, cellular component: mitotic spindle. The transcript has 14 exons. NCBI's taxonomy places the organism in Eukaryota, Metazoa, Arthropoda, Insecta, Hymenoptera, Diprionidae.
GACUGCGAUUACACCGAUCCGCCUGAAUAUCCGAUUUCAAACCCUGUGCAAACGAUUUACUCACUAUCUCGAAGCUACGUGUUUUCUCACCUCGUUCAUCAUUGAUCCGUCAAGUUCCUCGUUCUCUCCGGGAGAGCCGCGGCAAGUGUUGGGAUUAAGUCUGACAGACGUGGAUCAUCCGAGCCGCAGCUCGUCCUCCUGCUCGUCCUCCAACUCGGCCUAUUACUCGUCUUCGUCCUCUUAUUCUGCGUAUUACGAGGAGGAAGAAAGUCUCGAGAGUUUCCUGGUGUUGAUGAGCGUCUCCUUCGAAGUGCCGGCGAGCUACGGCAAGAAGAGUAACACGUGGUACGCGACGCCCGGCGGGGGCGGGGGUGGAGGGGCGGCGACGGCUGGAAGAGGCGGAGGAACCGGAUGGAGCCGACCUCCGGCGGUCGGAAGCCUCAGCCGCAAGGCGUCCAUCAGCGACGAGGCACCCCCGCCAGGGGGUGGAAAACCCUCCUCGGGCCGAGUCAUAAGGAUCGUCAAUAACCUCGAUCACACCGUCCAGUGUCGAGUACUGCUGAAUUUGAGGACCUCGCAACCCUUCGAAGAGGUCCUGGAGGAUUUGGGUCAGGUACUCAAGAUGAACGGGGCCAAGCGGAUGUUCACCGUCACGGGUUUGGAGGUGCGAAGCUUCUCUCAGUUGCGAAACGAAUUCGCCGACGUCGAUACGUUUUACCUCGGCGGUGGGACGGGUGUUCAGUCAGUCGCGAUCGCAGCUUCUCCAGCUCGAAGAUCGAGGUCUCGGGGCCCUCCUACGGUCGUCGAAGACUUGAGCCGUCAGCGACGGGCCCGAAGCAAAAGCAGGCCGCGGGCCCUUUACGCGCCGGAAGCGGAAGUCGUCCGAGUGAACGAUUACAGCGUGGUCGAAGUGCUCAGGGAAGAGCCUACGAGGGUUACAAUCAGGGGGUUGCGCCGGUCGUUUUAUCCCCCGUCGCUUCUUCCGCCCGUCGACAACUCGCCGCCGGAAAAAAAGCUCCAGCUCGAAUGGGUAUACGGUUACAGAGGCACCGAUACGCGGAAAAAUCUCUGGGUAUUACCGAGUGGCGAACUUCUCUACUACGUUGCCGCCGUCGCCGUUCUUUACGACAGGGAGGAAAACGCUCAGAGGCAUUACGUCGGGCACACGGAAGACAUCACUUGCAUGGAGAUUCAUCCUAGUCGCGAGCUUGUGGCGUCCGGUCAGAAGGCUGGGAGACACAGGAAAGCUCAACCCCACGUCAGAAUUUGGUCAACGGAUACUCUUCUCACCCUCUACAUUUUCGGGAUGUCAGAAUUUCAGCUGGGAGUUGCCGCUCUUGCCUUUUCGCAGCUGAACGGUGGAAGCUACGUGUUGGCCGUCGACUCGGGGAGAGAGGCUAUCCUCUCGGUUUGGCAAUGGCAGUGGGGUCAUCUGCUGGGAAAAGUUGCAACUCUUCAGGAGGAUCUCACCGGAGCCGCGUUUCAUCCUCUCGACGAUAAUCUACUGAUAACACACGGCCGAGGUCAUUUGACAUUCUGGAAUCGUCGUAAGGACGGAUUUUUCGAAAGAACGGACAUCAUAAAACCGCCUUCACGGACGCACGUGACGAGCAUCCAGUUUGAACAGGACGGCGACGUCGUGACGGCAGACAGCGACGGUUUCAUAACGAUCUAUUCGGUCGACGCCGACGGUGCAUAUUUCGUAAGAAUGGAGUUCGAGGCCCACAACAAGGGUAUCAGCUCCCUGGUUAUGCUCUCCGAAGGUACCCUUUUAUCCGGGGGUGAAAAGGACCGAAAAAUCGCGGCUUGGGACUCGCUCCAAAACUACAAGCGCAUAACCGACACGAAGUUGCCCGAGGCUGCGGGCGGCGUGCGAAGCAUUUAUCCCCAACGUCCGGGGCGGAAUGACGGAAAUAUAUACGUCGGGACCACUAGGAACAACAUUCUCGAAGGAUCGUUGCAACGCAGGUUCAAUCAGGUGGUUUUCGGUCACGGUAGGCAACUCUGGGGACUCGCCGUUCACCCCGAUGACGAGGUUUUCGCAACCGCCGGACACGACAAGAACAUCGCUUUGUGGCGACGGCACAAACUCCUCUGGACGACGCAGGUCGGUUUCGAGUGCAUCAGCAUCGCUUUUCACCCGUUCGGUGUUGCUUUGGCGGCGGGUUCGUCGGAGGGUCAUCUUCUCGUUUUAGCCGCAGACACGGGAGCGGCUGUGGCGACGUUGCGAGUAUGCGGAUCGCCGCUUUCCUGCAUCGGCUACAACCCGACCGGUGAAAUUAUCGCCUUGGGAUCCCAGAACGGCAGCGUAUAUCUCUUCAGGGUUUCGAGGGACGGUUUUUCGUAUAAAAAAAGCAACAAGAUCAGGGGAGCUCAGCCCCUCGUUCAACUCGACUGGAGCUCGGACAGCAGAUUUCUUCAGACCGUCACGCAGGAUUACGAUCUCGUGUUUUGGGACGUAAAGGCUUUGUCGUCGGAAAAGAGUCCACUGGUAAUGAAGGAUGUCAAAUGGUACACUUACAACUGCAUGGUCGGCUACAUGGUUUCUGGUAUGUGGAACAAUCGUUACUACCCUUUGAACACCGUCUUGUCGACCUCGAGUCGUUCGGCAGCCCACGACAUGCUCGUUUCCGGGGACGCCGAGGGUUAUCUGAGGCUUUUCCGGUAUCCUUGCACCAGUUCGAAGGCCGAAUACAUCGAGGAAAAGGUUUACAGCUCGCAGGUUGCCUGCGCCCGUUUCCUCUACAACGAUCAAAACGUUGUCACAGUCGGCGGUACAGACGCUGCUCUAAUGCUGUGGGAACUGGUCGACGAAUAGUUAUUUUUUCACAUUUCCAUCGUACCUAUAGUAUGAAUUACCGUUAUCGUCGUUACUACUGUAAAAGAAUUCAAGCAGGGUAGAAUCGUCAAAUAUUUCAAAAAUCAAAUUGGACGAACAAUUAUAUGUUUUUACAUUCAUUAUCUCGGUAAAUUUUUCAGAAAAAAUGGACAUCUGAGUUUAGAUUUUUUUUUCUUAAUCGAAAAUUACGAACUUUGCUAACUUUGUCUCGUUGCUUUGUUUUUUUUUUUUCCAAGGGGGUGGUGGAGGUAGAGAAACUAAUGAAAGCUGCCUUUGAGAUUUGAUGAAUAAAUACUAAAUAUACACAAAUGUAAUAAUAUAUAGACCAAGUAUUUGAAGAACGAAUCAGUCUUAGACUAGCAACAGGUAGGUACCUACAUACAUAACAAUAGCAAUGGUAAUGAUACGUAAUUCUAGUUGUAAUUGACUAUUGAUAAAAAAAAAAAGUUUGCUAGUUGAUUACAGGGGUGCAGGCGCUCCGUCGUAGUUUGUUAUUAUAUCUUAAUUCCUAUAAUCGUACAACCGAUUUCGAUGACGGUUGUAAGUAUUUUCAAUAAAUACAUACAUUAUUGUAUGUAUAUAUUUAAAUCUUUGAGACGUAAUUAUAUAAUACAUGAUAAUAUAAUUGAACUAAUUUCAAUCGGACUCGUAUAAUAACAUAUAAUGCAUACUAACAUAGUAAAAUAUUAUGUAUUAUUAUUCUUCUCGAUUAUAUUAUACGUAUAACCAAUAUUAUAUAACGUAUACAUAAUCCCCUUUAAUAACAAAUGUAGAAAGUAUACGACGCAUCGUUAAAUAUUGAAAAAAAAAAGAUAAUGAAAAUGUUGCCGGACAACGUGGAAAAAUUUUUUUUUUCUGUCGUCCUCUUUUCUUUCUUUAUAAUGAAAAGAGGGACAGAGUCAUAUAAUAACGCAAUAUUUAAUAAUUCAUUCAAUGAACAUCAGGAAUUAUUCAAGAUGAUGAUGAUAAUGAUGAUGAUGAUGAUAAUGCAAUAAUUUUUUAAAUCUUAGUAUUAUAACACAUGUACACGUAUACGUAUUAUACAUAGAAUAUGAUUAAUUUUUCAAACAGUUCUUUCACGGUUCUCAAAAAUUCACGUAUUCUAGUCACGUGUGUACGCAAUACACAUGCACAUACGGUAUAAUUCUUAGAUAAUUGUUAGCCCAAGGUGAUCACUGCCAAAAAUUCACUUUCAAGCGUAUAACAUAUGCAUAUACAUAUUUACAGUGUAUGUCGUGUAUGUAAAUCUUGUUGCUUCGUGAUCAAAAUCCACCUAUUAUAAAUUUCAAGGCUAUGAUGCGACUGCGAUUUUAAUGGACUUCAUUAUAAUUUCGUCAUAAAUUGAUUUGAUUUUAUAGCCGAAUUUGCAUAUCGUACAACAGUCAGUAAAAAACAAAAAAACAUUCCCGUAACAACGAAAGGUAAAGAAAACGACGACGGCCAGCAUUGAGAAUCUUUAACAACGUUCAACAACAAUGAUUCACGGAAUAUUAUUAAUGCACAUACUUAUACCUAUAUGCAUUUUUUUUUUUUUUUUUUGACAUCAACGUAUUAUCGAAUGGAGAAGAAAGAAAACUUUGCCGGUGAAAAGGAUGUACGAUAAAAUUAUUAAUAUAUGCUGCACCGCAGAGACCUGCUGUGUCAUAGAUUUAAUUCUGAAACACCCACCAUAUGAUUCGUAGAUCUAAAAUUAGACACGUUAUACAUAUACGGAGUAUAAACGAGCGGUAUGAAAUUACGCGCGGUAUAAUAUAAUUUAUAACAUACGAAAAACCAGCUAAGCUGCACUUGGCAUGCUAUUUGUAUAACCACGUAUAAUAAUUAUAGCCGAAAUUAUCUUGUA